GAGGAGAGCCGAGUGAAAUCGCAUCGCAACAGCCAGACUCAAAUUUUCGAGCUUUGAUUUGACACACUUCCCCAAAACCAACAUAUUCUUCUACCAACCCUCGACUCAAAUUAUCCCAUCCAUAGCCAAUCUUUUCUCAAACCCCUUCUUCUUGAUUAUGUAUAUAUUCAACCCUUAAAUCAAUUUUCCAAUUCUCUACUUCUCUCUAAUGGCAUCCCCUUCACUCAUGGACACUCUUUUUCAACGCUCAUUAGACGAUAUAAUCAAGGGCCUCCGCCACCAACAGACCGGAGAGUCUCCUUUUAUUUCCAAAGUCGUUGAAGAAAUCCGGCGCGAGAUCAAAUCGACCGACUUGCACACCAAAUCUAUAGCUCUUCAGAAACUUACUUAUCUCAAUUCCAUCCAUUUUGUUGACAUGUCAUGGGCUGCUUUUCAUGCUAUUGAAUGCAUAUCCUCUCCCAAUUUCUCACACAAGAAGAUUGGUUACCUCGCGAUCUCUCUUUCCUUUAAUGAAUCCACAUCGGUCAUUUUGUUGAUCACCAACCAGUUGCGGAAAGAUCUCAAGAGCAAUAAUGAGUUUGAGGUGAGUUUGGCUCUUGAUUGCUUAUCCAGAAUUGGUACUGCUGAUUUAUGCAGGGAUCUUACUCCUGAAGUUUUCACUUUAAUGACGAGUUCUAAGGUUUUUGUUAGAAAGAAAGCUAUAGGUGUUAUUUUGAGGGUUUUUGGGAAAUACCCAGAUGCAGUUAGGGUGUGUUUUAAGAGACUGGUUGAGUGUUUAGAUGGUACUGAUUCACAAAUUGUUUCUGCUGUUAUUGGGGUGUUCUGUGAACUUGCUUCCAAAGACCCUAGAUCCUAUCUUCCCUUAGCACCCGAGUUUUAUAGGAUUUUGGUUGAUUCAAGGAACAAUUGGGUAUUGAUUAAAGUGCUAAAGAUUUUUUCUAAGUUGGCCCCUUUGGAGCCUAGGUUGGCUAAAAGGGUUGUUGAACCAAUUUGUGAGCAUAUGAGGAGAACUGGGGCCAAAUCUUUGAUGUUUGAGUGCAUCAGGACUGUGGUGACUAGUUUUACUGACUUUGAAUCUGCAGUGAAGCUUGCUGUUGCAAAAAUUCGCGACUUUUUGGUGGAUGAUGAUUCCAACCUUAAGUAUCUUGGAUUGCAUGCGCUGUCAAUUAUAGCACCAAAGCAUCUGUGGGCAGUGUUGGAGAAUAAAGAGGUUGUUAUUAAGUCUCUGAGUGAUGAUGAUCCUAAUGUAAAACUUGAGUCUUUGCGUCUUGUUGUGGCAAUGGUGUCUGAGAGUAAUGUGGUGGAAAUUUGCAGGGUUUUGGUGAAUUACUCGCUCAAAGCAGAUCCUGAGUUCUGCAAUGAGAUUCUUGGUUCAAUUUUAUCUAAGUGUAGCCAGAAUGUGUAUGAGAUCAUAGUUGACUUUGAUUGGUAUGUAUCACUACUUGAAGAAAUGUCUAGGAUUCCACAUUGCCAAAAGGGGGAAGAAAUUGAGAAUCAGCUUAUUGAUAUAGGUAUGAGGGUCAAGGAUGUCAGACCCGAGCUUGUUCGUGUUGGUCGCAGUCUGCUUAUUGAUCCUGCAUUACUUGGGAAUUCUUUCUUGUGCAGGAUCUUAUGUGCUGCUGCUUGGGUGUGUGGGGAGUAUGUGGAAUUUUCAAGGAACCCAGUUGAACUUGUGGAAGCACUCCUACAGCCUCGUACUAGCCUCUUGCCUCCAUCAAUUAGAACUGUCUACAUACAGUCUGCUUUUAAAAUCUUAAUAUUUUGUCUACAUUCAUACCUCUUACAAAAGGAAAAUAUUGGCAACGAUGUGGCAUCCGAGGUGCUGGGUUUAAAAUCUCAAGGUGAAUGCAUAGGAAAUUCUGCUUUAGUAACGGGCAAAGCACCUGCCUGUCAAGAACAGGAUGAAGGGUUCACUCCAAGGGAUCCAAAUAAAUCAUAUGAAGAUCUUUCUAUUAUAAAUGAUGGGGACGGUCAGACAUCUGCUCUCCUGGAGAAAGGUUUCACACAUGAAUCUGUUAUUAACCUGUUAAACUUGAUUGAAGUGGCCUUGGGCCCACUAUCAGGAAGCUAUGAUGUUGAAUUACAGGAGCGAGCUCAGAAUGUCCUUGGAUUUGUUGACUUGAUAAAGCAAGAAAUACCCAAUCAUUUGGUUUCCAAGAGAGCAUCCAAAAUUGUUGACUUAGUGCAUGAUGCCUUCAAUGAGGAGCUUGGUCCAGUCUCAGUAAAUGCUCAAGAGAAAGUUCCUAUACCAGAUGGAUUAAUGCUAAAGGAGAAUCUUUCUGACUUGGAAGCAAUUUGUGGAAAUGUACAGUUACCUUCUACAAUUUCAUUUUCUCUGGGUAGUCCUUUUGGGGAGAGUGUUGUUGCUUCUGUCUCUAUCCCCCAAAGCAAAGAAGAGUCAGAAACAUCAAGUGAGUCCACAUCUUUGCUUGCAGAACACCGCAAGCGACAUGGAUUGUACUACCUUCCAUCAGACAAUAAAGAAAGUUUAUCAAAUGAUUAUCCACCUGCAAAUGACCCUAAAUCCAGUGAUAACACCAAUGAUGAUGCUCAAGAUCUAGUUAAGCUUACUGGCCAAUCACUUCUCACAAAGAAGAGGACAAGCCACGCAAAGCCUAGACCUGUGGUGGUGAAGUUGGAUGAAGGAGUUGUAGCACCAAUCAUUGCCAAGAAACCAGAUACAAACGAUGAUUUGCUUUCUGAUGCUGUCCGAGAUAUUUUGUUAGUUGUAGAAAAGCCUGAUCUUGGAAAUCCAAGUUCACGAAGAAGCAAACACCGGAGCCACGGCAAAGAUAAAAGCAGAAAAAGUCCAGACAAAAAGAAAUCUGAUGAAAUUGGAGAUCAUGGGGAUAAAGGAAAGCAGAAGAGUAGACAUCGCCAUAGUAAGCAUAAAUCAAAACAAAGAGCUGAAGGGCCCUUAAAUGUGGUUGCACAAACGCCAGUAAUUCCUGAUUUCCUUCUAUAACAUUGAAAUUAUGGAUCAAUUCUCCUGUGCCAAGAACAUGGUUAGUUUAUUCCCCUGUAUUCUACUGUAUGGACUGGUAUUUUUUUGGCUUCUUUUUCCAGAUUUGGUACAUUGAUUUUUGGUCUGUCUCACUUUGCUUGCUUAUCUUAUUUUAAGCCUGGGGUUUGUUUUACAUGUUACACGUUGUGAAAAAAGAUCUAGAUAGUGAAAUGUAGUUGUUGAUAUUGACAAUUCCAAAAGAGACAAGAAGUAGAAAAGGGAAAAAUAGUGACAUUCAAUUCUUGUUGAAGUUUGAAAUUAAUGAGAUUUACAAAUCUGGUUGUGCUGUGGUGCUUGCUCAA
Messenger RNA from Manihot esculenta (cassava), 3306 nucleotides. Its product is annotated as AP-3 complex subunit delta. Gene Ontology annotation, biological process: protein targeting to vacuole; Golgi to vacuole transport. The record is from RefSeq and is a predicted model, not a curated record. Gene Ontology annotation, cellular component: membrane coat; AP-3 adaptor complex; endosome membrane. The transcript has 2 exons. Lineage: Eukaryota; Viridiplantae; Streptophyta; Magnoliopsida; Malpighiales; Euphorbiaceae. Bases 209 to 2965 code for a protein of 918 amino acids.